Messenger RNA from Engraulis encrasicolus (European anchovy), 3337 nucleotides. RefSeq names its product MAGUK p55 scaffold protein 1 (gene mpp1). Gene Ontology annotation, molecular function: signaling receptor binding. The record is from RefSeq and is a predicted model, not a curated record. Gene Ontology annotation, cellular component: cell-cell junction; plasma membrane. The transcript has 12 exons. Lineage: Eukaryota; Metazoa; Chordata; Actinopteri; Clupeiformes; Engraulidae. The coding region runs from base 836 to 2227 and encodes 463 amino acids.
UGACAAUCAGUAGGGCUAUCACAAUGUGUUUGGAUCAGUAGCACUACCUACUCACUCAACUUCAAGUGACCUACAAGUUUGAGGUGUGUGACUUGGUGUUGCACAGAGGCUCUUGUUUACAAGUGUAGGUACUGGUUCAGGGGUUGUUUUUAGGCUUCAUGUCAGACAUCCUCCUUGGCACAUAAGUAGAACAACCACUAGAGGUCGCUGGGAGGGAAAUCACUGCGAAAUUGUAGGCUGUUAACAACUGUCAUGAACUCUUUGUGUAAAGCUCUCCCAAUAGCCUAUAGUUUGGUGUUGUCACUCACUUGUUCAGUCAUUCAAUUUUUCAUAGACUGGUCAACUGAGUUGGUUACAUCGAUAGUUUUCUUUGGCGAAGGGGAAUCCAUUCAAUGCUGUACUGUCCCUAAUAGGCUAUGUUAUUGACCACAACUGGAAUGAGCCAGCAUUUAUACUCCUGUUUAAGCGCAUGAGACAAUUGAACGCCAUUGGACACUCCAACCUAUAGCUUGCUUUGUAGUUAUUAAUAGGAGCUGGAAUAUCUCAUUGCCUAUUUCUGGGGUUGUUGUGCUCGAAAAGAAGCGCAGUUUACGCUUUGGGAACUCACUCCGCCUCUAACGGAAGGUUAUUUGCUUUGUCAGCUUAUGACUAACAUUACCACUAGGAGCCUAGCGCGUCAGACCUGGAUCUCGCACUUUAACCGGUGAAGGGACUCUUUAAUCGCUGCCUUUUUAUCGCCCCUUUGCACCAACCAGACGAUUCUUAUCCAGUGUCCUUCGGACUCUGAGCAAGGGCAUCUUGGGUUCGGUGUCCCCUCCCUCUGCAAGCGGUAAAGAUGACACUAAAGUCCAACAAAAAUGACCCCGCUGUCAUAUUCGAGCAGGUAAACAGCGUUCGAACAGCUCUGUCUGAUCUCUAUCUGGAACAACUGCUGCAGAAUAAGCCACGGACAGAGAAGGACACGAUGCAGACGCUUGAGGGGAAAGCGUUUGCCAAUGGCAGUGCGGCUUACCACAACGGGGGAGACUUUAACACGCGAGAAGUAUCUUUCCAGAAGAACCCCUCUGAGCCAAUGGGAGUGACUUUGAGGGUGAAUGAGAAGCAGAGAUGUACGGUGGCCAGAAUAUUGCGCGGCGGAAUGAUACACCGGCAAGGGUCGCUACACGAGGGCGAUGAAAUUGCCGAGAUUAAUGGAGAGAGCGUAGCCAACCAGACUGUUGACCAGCUACAGAAGAUUUUGAAAGACACAAAUGGAACUGUUAAGCUCAAGGUCAUUCAGAAACAGCCAAGCCGCUCCCUUCCCUGUGAGAUGUAUAUGAGGGCGCAGUUUGACUACGAUCCCUCCCAGGACGACCUCAUCCCGUGCAAGGAGGCGGGGCUUAAGUUCAAGACGGGCGACAUUAUCCACAUCGAGGACAAGAAGGACCCCAAUUGGUGGCAGGGCAGAGUGGAGAGCUCCGAGACCGACUACGCCGGACUCGUCCCCUCCCCCGAACUGCAGGAGUGGCGCGUCGCAAGCAAAAGCAAAAAAGACGGGGAGGGCAGCCAGAGCUGCAGCCCCUUUGGCAAGAAGAAGAAAUGUAAAGACAAGUACCUGGCCAAGCACAGCUCAGUUUUUGACCAGCUUGACGUCAUUUCCUAUGAGGAGGUGGUUCGUCUUCCAGCGUGCGCUAGAAAGACACUUAUUCUCAUAGGUGCUGCAGGUGUUGGUCGGAGUCACAUCAAAAGUUCAUUGCUGCUAAAAUAUCCAGACAAGUUUGCUUACCCAGCCCCACAUACAACUAGACCACCAAAGAAGGACGAGGAGAACGGGAAGGAGUACUUCUUCAUCUCCAGCGACGACAUGACCAAGUGCAUCGUGCAAAAUGAGCUGCUGGAGUACGGCAGCUUUCAGGGAAACAUGUACGGCACAAAGUUCGAGACCAUCCAGAAGAUCCACCAAGAAGGCAAAAUUGCACUCCUCGACGUCGAGCCACAGACUCUGAAACUUCUGAGAACUCCCGACAAUGCCCCUCUUGUGGUGUUCAUUGCACCAACUGACGUAAACCAGUCCGACGCUGUGAAAGCCAUCCAGAAGGAGUCGGACGACAUCCUGACUACCUACAAGCACUUCUUCGACCUGGUGCUGGUGAACAACGACGUGGACGAGAGCGUGAAGGCGGUGGAGGAAGCCAUCGAGUCAGCAAGCAACACCCCACAGUGGGUGCCUGUCUCCUGGGUGUACUGAGGCAGAGGCUGAGAGGGAGGGAGGGAUGGCGGGAGGGCUGUUGUUACUCCUCUUCUUCGGAGUCAGCAGAGCGUACUAUGUACCGUACUGUCCGUACCGUACCACACCACACCACACCACGCACCACCACAGCACAACAGACACCUGAUCUGAACUGUGUCUCAGACACACACACACAUGCGCACAGACACAUAUGCACAUGCACAUGCGCGGGCGCGCUCACGCGUACACACACACACACACACACACACACACACACACACACACACACACACACACACACACACACACACACACACACACACACACACACACACACACACACACACACACAAGCUACACGUCAUAAGCCAUAACUCAUCAAAGGUAGGCAUUCUGGAUUCGGAAAGUUAAAUGUCAUUGCCGCAGAUUUGCUCUGGUUAUUUAUUUCCCUCAACACACUGAUCUCUAUGAACUUCUAACAAAAAGGCUUCUCAGCAAGGUAAAUGAGCUGAUUGAUGAUUGGAAUGUGUCUCUGUCGAGACAACAGAUAGGAGAACGUGUGGCAAGACUUUUCCUUUCUCGAGUCCGCGUGUCUACCUUUGGAACCGAACACUCCUCGUUAGCACUCCUGGUGGUCGUCAAGACCGGUAUCAUUUUUCGGGAGGAGAAUUUGCCAAGCCAAACGUUAGCAUUGCGCUCACUCAAUAGCUCAAAGAGAUUAUACAACAAAAAUGUAAACAAUGUGCAGGGAAAUAAAAACUGUUAAGGCAGGAUACAGGAUACAUAUAUGGUAUAUCAUUUAGUUAUAUAACAUUACACAGCAAUAUACUAUAUAUAUAUGAAUUGUUUUUCUUUAUAUUUGCUAAGGAUUAUAGUAGCGUCCUUUUUGUUUGUUUGUUUGUUUUAAAUAAAAAAACAUUUAUUAAAGGUGGUGUAGCCAAGGGAAGAGAUACUAUGUCAGCACACUUGUAGCAAUUGUCACCAUGUCUGAAUGCCAUUUCUACAGCCAUGCCUUGUGUCUUCCCCAUCUGGCUCACUGUAAAACGUGCGAAUGCUCCCUUAUUGCUGGAAUGGAAUGGCCCUUAAAAGAUUAAACGUCUCUCUUCUUAUCUAAAACAGGACUUUGGA